Drosophila ficusphila is the source of this 1671-nucleotide messenger RNA. RefSeq names its product glycine-rich cell wall structural protein (gene TwdlT). The record is from RefSeq and is a predicted model, not a curated record. The transcript has 3 exons. NCBI's taxonomy places the organism in Eukaryota, Metazoa, Arthropoda, Insecta, Diptera, Drosophilidae. The coding region runs from base 217 to 1092 and encodes 291 amino acids.
GUUCGUCAGUGAAGCAUUUGAUUUGGUCUAAUAAACAGCAGCCUAGUGCAAUCCGAGGAUAUAGCAACACCGAGGAUUACUGUGAGAUAGUGCCAAGUGCUAAAGUGAGUGUGCGUCGUGAACAAGAGCCGUGUAACCGCAUCCGUAUCCAGUAUCCACUAUCCAAUAUCCACUAUCCAUUACCCAUACGCACCGUUGACCCGUGACUGCGCAGCCAUGAAAGCCUUCAUCCUAAUGUCCUGUCUGGCGCUGGCCGCCGCUCGUCCUGAGGCGGGCUACAACUACAACCGUCCAGGAGGCGGCGGUGGAUCCGGUGGUGGAUUCGGAGGUGGCUCCGGCGGCGGAUUCGGUGGUGGCUCCAGCGGCGGAUUCGGCGGUGGCUCCAGCGGUGGAUUCGGAGGCGGCGGCUUCAGCAGCGGCGGAGGCGGUGGCUUCAGCAGCGGUGGAGGCGGCGGUGGCUUCGGAGGCGGUGGAUUCGGAGGCGGCUCCGGCGGCGGCGGCGGAUUCGGUGGAGGUGGCAGCAUCGGUGGAUUCGGAGGCGGCGGCGGUGGUGGCACCACCCUGGUGCAGAAGCACAUCUACGUGCACGUGCCGCCACCAGAGCAGGAGGAGGUGCGCCAGCGCCCCAACCUGCCCGUCGGCCAGUCGCAGAAGCACUACAAGAUCAUCUUCAUCAAGGCCCCAUCGCCACCCUCGUACCAGGCUCCGGUCAUCCCACUGCAGCCCCAGAACGAGGAGAAGACCCUGGUCUACGUGCUGGUGAAGAAGCCCGAGGACCAGCAGGACAUCGUCAUCCCGACGCCAGCGCCCACGCAGCCAUCGAAGCCGGAGGUGUACUUCAUCAAGUACAAGACCCAGAAGGACGGCGGCGGAUCCUCGGGCGGCUUCUCGGGCGGACUCUCGGGCGGCUCCGGCGGCCUCUCCGGCGGACUCUCCGGCAGCCUCUCGGGCAGCUCCGGCGGCUUCACCCAGACCAACACCGGCGGCGGGUACACCUCCGGCGGCGACGGCGGCUUCUCCGGCGGUGACAGCGGCUCCAUCUCGGCCCCGUCCAGCAACUACGGACCGCCCGGCAAGUCCGGACCCUACUAAGCAGAUCCUCAGCCCAUCGAGAACUCUCCACUGCGAACUUCGAACUCGGCUCAAGCUGCUGACUAGUCCUGUCGUUGACACGCCCCCAAAACUCUCGCUCGAGAACCGCAUCAUCCACAUCACACCCAUUAACCGCCACAACACGAUCUUUGACCACCAUGUGUCCCCGAAUUAUCUCAGACUUUCAUCUCCUUCAAAGGGGCGGCGCUUUCGCCCACGACUUUUGUACAUAAAACGUUUUCCUCCUUCUCCUCCUUGCGCUCCUCCUUCAUUUUCACUCACUCUGAACUAACAUCGCUGGCAUCUCAGCGUUUUCACCUUCAACUGAAUUAGAGUCUAACCUUCAGCCCUGCCUGGGAAAUUCUAUUAGCUAAUAGGCGACAAGGGCGGGUUCCUUGGAUGGGAACCUCGCUUGGCGCCCGGAAGAGCGAAUGAUGAUAAUGAUGAUGAUUUGUAGCAGAAGAUGAUUUAGCGGGCCUUCACAUGCCCAUACAUAUAAAUAUAUACUUUAAUUAUACUAGGCCUAAGUACUUUAUGCACAAAAAAAAAAACAACGGUGACAAAAUUACGAAAAAAAAA